AUGGGAAAUAUAGCUAGUGAACAAAAAAAAAAGCCAAUGACAUUACAAGAUUUAACUACAAAAAUAGGGGAAUACAGAACUAUAAAUGAGGGGGAUCCUGAAAUGGUAGAAGAUCCCGAGUUUCCUCAGGAGAUGAUGCUUGAAGCUUUGAAUAAAAAUAAUACUAUUGAAGGGAACUCAAUUCAAGGAACGUAUGUAUAUUAUCCAAAUAAAAGAAAACCUAAAAUGUGGAUAGGAAAUUAUAAAAUAUUAAACCCUGAAGAUAUCUUAUGCAAAAAUGUGGCAGAAAAAAUAGGAAUGACUGAAAUAGAAUGGAAAAACUAUAUCAAAAGAAAAAGUACAUUUCAGGAAGAACCAAAAAAAAAUGAAAAUUUUCCACAUUUUAAUUACCCUUCCUCUGAACAAUCAAGAGCAUUAAAAGAAAUAAUGAAGAACAGUAAUAUUGAUUAUUCUUAUGACAAAAAUGAAUUUUUAGAACAUUACAAUGAUAAGGGAUACAUUAUAGAUUCUCCACAUUUUAACAAUAAUCAUGAAUUGAAAAAUGACUACGAUUAUGAUCAAUAUCCUAAUAAUAUUGAAGUGAUAAAAAAUGAUUAUUCACUUGAUGAAAAUAUAUAUUGUGAUAAGAAAAGUACAAAGGAUAAAAAGAUAUUCGAAGACAGCUAUAUCAAUAAAUUAAAUGAUGAAAUUACAAAAAUUAGGGAAGAGCAAGAAAGAAUGAUUAAUGAGGAAUGCAAAGAUAUAUAUGCAUAUUCUAAGUCUAAUACAGAUCAUAUAAUUAUUCCACAAAAGAAAAGAUCCUUUUUAAUAGAAGAAAACGAUACAAUUGCAUAUGAUAAUAAGAAUAUAAUAGAAAAAUUAAUGAAUGAGAAAAAAAAUAAAGUCAAUUCACAAUUUUGUGCUUUAAAACAAAAAAACAAAAAAGAUGGGUAUAAAAAUUUAUCGUCCAUGAGUACAAAAGGAAGUUUAGGUUUAGAUAAUUCUAACAUUAAUGAAAAUAUAUCAAAUAAAAAUGUGUAUUUAAAUAGAACAUUAGUAAAAUAA
Molecule: messenger RNA, 1044 nt
Organism: Plasmodium gallinaceum
Lineage: Eukaryota; Apicomplexa; Aconoidasida; Haemosporida; Plasmodiidae
Product: conserved Plasmodium protein, unknown function
Exons: 4
Coding region: 1-1044 (347 amino acids)
Source: RefSeq, a predicted model, not a curated record